Messenger RNA from Sardina pilchardus (European sardine), 5115 nucleotides. RefSeq names its product DOT1-like histone H3K79 methyltransferase (gene dot1l). NCBI's taxonomy places the organism in Eukaryota, Metazoa, Chordata, Actinopteri, Clupeiformes, Clupeidae. Gene Ontology annotation, molecular function: histone H3K79 methyltransferase activity. The coding region runs from base 235 to 5115 and encodes 1626 amino acids. The transcript is spliced from 28 exons. Gene Ontology annotation, cellular component: nucleus. The record is from RefSeq and is a predicted model, not a curated record. Gene Ontology annotation, biological process: DNA repair; regulation of transcription regulatory region DNA binding; DNA damage checkpoint signaling.
GGUGCCGAGGGAAAGCAGCCGCUCGGCAUGAACAUUUUUUAUUGAAUAUUCAGUAAUUCUCUGUGGGAAUCGGACUUCGUAUAUACGUAUUCACUUGGGUAACAAUUUUGAAUCAGUUCCAACCUGAUUUUAAAUAUUUCAUUUAUAAUUCAUUCAUCAUGUUAAAAUGGUAUUGCUAGUUGUCGGUCAUCUAGCCUAGCUAACGUUAGAAAUCGCCGGAGAAAGUACUGUAGAAUGGGAGAGAAGCUAGAACUGAAGCUAAAAUCGCCGGUUGGAGCCGAAGCAGCGGGUUAUCCUUGGCCAUUACCAGUAUAUGACAAACACCAUGAUGCUGCGCACGAGAUCAUCGAGACCAUCAGGUGGGUGUGUGAGGAGAUCCCUGAUCUUAAGCUCGCCAUGGAAAACUAUGUUCUCAUUGACUACGACACCAAAAGCUUUGAGAGCAUGCAGAGAUUGUGCGACAAGUACAACCGGGCCAUCGACAGCAUCCACCAGCUGUGGAAAGGCACCACGCAGCCCAUGAAGCUGAACAAGCGGCCGUCGAACGGGCUGCUGCGGCACAUCCUGCAGCAGGUGUACAACCACUCCAUCACCGACCCCGAGAAGCUCAACAACUACGAGCCCUUCUCGCCCGAGGUGUAUGGCGAGACCUCGUUCGACCUGGUGGCGCAGAUCAUCGACGAGGUGGAGUUGAUGGAGGACGACACCUUUGUGGACCUUGGCAGUGGUGUGGGCCAGGUAGUGCUACAGGUUGCCGCGGCGACCAACUGUAAACACUACUUUGGAGUGGAGAAAGCAGAGACCCCUGCCACUUACGCAGAGGCAAUGGACAGGGAGUUUAGGAAGUGGAUGAAGUGGUAUGGGAAGAAGCACGGAGAGUACACGCUAGAAAGGGGGGACUUCCUCUCAGAAGAGUGGAGAGACAGGAUAGCCAACACAAGUGUUAUUUUUGUGAAUAACUUUGCCUUCGGUCCGGAGGUGGACCACCAGCUGAAGGAGCGCUUUGCGAACAUGAAGGAAGGUGGAAAAAUUGUAUCCUCAAAACCCUUUGCACCUCUCAACUUUAGAAUCAACAGCCGAAACUUGAGUGACAUUGGCACAAUAAUGCGAGUGGUGGAGCUUUCCCCCCUUAGGGGCUCGGUGUCCUGGACUGGGAAGCCGGUUUCCUACUAUCUCCACACGAUAGACCGCACCAUACUUGAAAACUAUUUUUCUAGUCUCAAAAAUCCUAAACUCAGGGAAGAGCAGGAGGCAGCCAGGCGGCGCCAACAGAAGGACAAGGACAGCAAGAGCAACACCACCACCCCCACCAAGGCCCGGGAGCAGAAGCAGCAGCAGCAGCAGCAGGACUCGUGCGGGGAGGACGAGCGGCCGGGGCUGCUCAACACCACCAAGCCCUCGCCCAAGCAGCGCCGCUCGCGCCUCAUCGCCAAGGGCCGCAAGCUGGGCAACAAGAAGCGCGGCCGGCCCAAGAAGGCCCCCGGCGCGGCCGGAGCCACCGUGGGCGCCGUGCCCGGCGUCACCACCACCACCCAGCGCAAGAACAGGAAGGGCCAGAGCGCCCUGGACCUGCUGCACGCCAAAACGCUGUCCGCCGCGCCAUCUCAGGAUGCAUUCCGGUCAUCUCAGAGCCCCUUCUACCAGCUACCUCCCAAAGUGCAGCACUACGCCUCCAGCCAGCUUCUGCAGGGGCCCACCCCACCGGCCCUCCAGCAGCUGCUGGAUAACUUCAAGGUUCAGUACCUGCAGUUUAUGGCCUACAUGAAGACUCCUCAGUAUCGUACCAACCUGCAGCAGCUUCUGGAGGAGGAGAAGGUAAGGCACAAUGAGCUGUCUGGUCAGGCGGCGCAGUUGCUGAAUGUGUGUCAGACUCAUAAAGAUAAGAUCAAAGGGCUCUUCCAUUCAAAACUGGAUGAGCUGGGCGUGAAGGCUCUGACGCUGGAUGACCUGCUGCAGGCCCAGAAGGAGAUCUCUGCCCACAACCACCAGCUCAAGGAGCAGACCCGGCAGCUGGAGCGAGACAUGUCCAAGCUGAGGGACCAGAGCCUGCUACUGCUGAAGGCGCGCUGUGAGGAGCUGAAGCUGGACUGGGGAUCUCUGUGCAUGGAGAGCCUGCUGAAGGAGAAGCAGAACCUCCGGCGCCAGAUCUCUGAGAAACAGCGCCACUGUCUGGAGCUGCAGAUCAGCAUCGUGGAGCUGGAGAAGAGCCAGCGGCAGCAGGAGCUGCUUCAGCUCAAGUCCUACGGCUCGUGCGACGGCUCGCCCUACCGCAAGAGCCUGCCCGGCCUGGACCAGAGGUCCUCCCUGGACCCCCACGACGGCCACAAGCUGGGCCUGGGCUCGGCCGUCGCCGCCCUCAACGGCAUGAGCCCGGAGCUGUCCAUGAACGGCACGGCCUCGCCGUGUUUCGAGCGCGGCGCCAAGAACGAGCUGCUGGCGCGCUACCUGCCCAUCUCGCCCGACCACGAGCUGGUGCCCCCCACGCCUGACGGCCGCAUGAGGCACCAGGGCCAGCCGCUGCCCGACUACACGCGCUUCUCCCCGGCUAAGAUCGCCCUGCGCCGCCACCUGAACCAGGACUCCGGCCCCCUGCGUGGUUUCACCACACACAGGGGAGAUCUGGGUGCGGUGUCAUCUCCUCCAUUAGGAAUGAAACAGGGCAGCCCCUCCUCCUACCUAGGGGAUCCUCAGCAGACCAGGGGCUCAGAGAGGAUGGGGAAGGAGAGGAGUCCAGCCGGGGGCGGAGACACAAUCACCUCUCUGCCAAUCAGCAUCCCCCUCAGCACGGUGCACCCGAACAAGCUGCCCGUCAGCAUCCCCCUGGCCAGCGUGGUGCUGCCCAGCCGAGCAGAGAGACUGAGGAGCACACCCAGUCCAGUGUCCCAGGGAAGAGACCCCUCCGCUGGACAGACCAAUGGCAAGCAGCCUCUCACUCCUACCUCAGGGUAUUCGUCCAGCUCAGGGAUGGUGAACGGCGGGCCACACUCAGCGCUGUUCUCUGACCAGGACCAGUCGGCGCACGCCAACCCCCUGCUGGCCCUGCAAGGCCGCGGCUCCCCCAGCGCCACGGGAGGGGUGCUGCAGUACGCCGACGGCCCCCCCAGAAUCCUCCCCGAGGACGGCUGCGGCGGCGUGGGCGAGUCGGAGGGCGAGGGCCCGGACAGCGAGGCGCCGCGCCGCAUCUUCUUCUCCUCCUCCUCGUCCUCUUCGUCGUCCUCCUCCUCCUCCUCACGCCUGCACCAAGGCUCGGCCAAGGCCGGCCAGCAUCACCAGAACAACAACCACCACCACCACCACCACCACUCGCCCGGCGCGCAGGAGGGCCGCAAGCGAGGCCGGCGGAAACGCGGCUCCACCGGGGCACCAUCUGCAUCCACGUCCCCCAAGAGGAGGUCCUUCCCUGGGCUCGGCUCCACCGGACACCCCUCUGGUUCCCCACUCAACAUCAAUUCAAUGGUGAACAACAUCAACCAGCCACUGGAGAUCUCGGCCAUCUCGUCCCCGGAGCAGUCAGGCCGCAGCCCCUGCGGCGGAGACCUGGACCAGCCCCCUGUGCUGAAGAGGGAGCGCCCUCUGGAGCUCAACGGCUCCAGCCGCUACCCCUCCACCCCCAGCUCAGAGGACGAGGACUCCGGCUACCCCGCCGACAGCUCCAGCUCCAGGAUUGAAAGGAAGAUUGCCACCAUUUCCUUGGAAAGUAGAGAUGGGAGAGGAGGGGAGGGUGAGAGAGGCUCUCUGGGCCGUAAAUCAGGGGGCAGCUGCGACGUCUCCUCUUCCUCUUCCACUUGCUCCUCCUCCUCGUCCUCCUCAUCGACCAGCAAGUGGAAGUCCACCUUCUCCCCCAUCUCCGACCCCAAGCCCACGGCCUCGGACCUCCGGCAGGGCGGCUCGCCGUUCCGAGCGGGGGCAUCCGACGCGGAGGCCAAGGCGAGCGCCGGCCAGCAGCAGCAGCAGCAGCGGCCCGACCCCGGCGCGUCCACGGGGGGCAGCCCCGGCCUGGGCGUCCCCUCCAACCUCUUCCUCAGCCAGGACCCCGCGAGCGGCCGGCCUGGGGGCCCCGCGGCGUGCGGCCUGCCCAAGGCCAAGCCUCGCGAAUGGGAGCGCAGCGUCGGGGUCAGCAGCAGCAGCAGCAGCAGCAGCAGCAGCAGCAGCCUGGUCAGCCAGAACCUCUUCAUCUCCGCCGCCACCGGCGGAGUGGGCAGCAUCCUGGCGGGCAAGAUGGGCGCGUCCGGAGUCGGCGCGGCGUCCGGAGGAGGAGGAGUCGGUGUGGGCGUGGUCGGCCCCGGGGCCCAGUACGGCGCCCAGUUCCCCCUGGGCGGCGCCUCGGUGCUGCAGUCGCUGUUCGGCAGCCAGGCGGCCAUGCCCCCGGUCAGCGUGGCCCCGCGCCUGGUCAACGGCCACAGCAGCUUCCCCAGCGCCGGCCUGACGGGAGGAGCGGCCGGAGGUAUCUUUCACCACACGCUGCCAGCUUCAAGCUCCGCUGCUCCGUUUGGCUCCGUAGGCCUGGGCUCCCUGCUGAGCCUGUCCUCCUCCUCCUCCUCCACCUCCUCCUCCUCCUCCUCCAUCUCCUCCUCCCAGCCCCGGCAGCAGCAGCAGCAGCAGGACUCCUCCCAGGCCAAAGGAGGAGGCGGCUCCGGCCCAGGCCUGGCCCUCCUCGCGCUGGCCCCCACCUCGGUCUCGGCCCCACAGCCACUACCCAGCCGGACGCAGUCGGUGCUCCAGACGCCCCAGGCCCUGGCGCUCUCCCUGCCCCCACCUCCCCCCCUGCUCAACGUCUCCUCCUCAACCGCCGCCACAGCACUGCUGCUACAGCAGCAUCACCACCACCACCACAGGAUGCAUGCGUCCUCUGCUCCCUGUGUCUCUCUCUCCUCCUCCUCCUCCUCCUCCUCUUCCUCUUCCUCUGCGUUAGUGUCUGCCGCCGCCGCUGCUGCUGCUGCCAAUGCUUCUGCCGCUCUGUCCUCCUCUGUCAUGUCCUCUUCCUCUUCCUCACGCUCCACCUUCACCAUGCACUACCCCCCGCACCUGGCCCCCCUGCCUCCAGCGUCGGGCUCGGGCAGCUCCUGGAGGACCGUGGGGCUGCAGGCUCAGGCCUCGGCCAGCCGGCCCAGAUAG